AUGCCAGCUUAUCAUUCGGCAUACAAUGACGUACCAACGGAAGAGGUAGCCACAAUUGCAUCUCUAUCCAUCUUGCCAUUCCGUUCCAAAAUUCGCGGACCUGCUCCUCCACCAUUGGCCAAUCCACCACCAGAAGCUGAAGGAUUAGAUAUCAUCGAUGAAGCAUUGGACUUGUUCAGACCUAACAGCCUAUUCAGAAACUUCGAAAUCAAAGGUGGAGCAGAUCGUUUGUUGAUCUAUUUUAUCCUGUUCAUUUCGCAAUGCUUGUCAAUCAUCGCUGGAAGUAGAGUUCCUCUAAGUCAAGCAGAGGCAAUAAAGCAAUUAAGCACAACUGCUGUCGACCAAUUCCAUCUUCCAGGUGAUGCUGGAUUCCCAUUGAACAAUCUAUAUGCUGCACCAGCCAACCGUAUGGAAGCAGACCAACUAAGAGCUUACCUCGUUCAAGCAAGGCAAGAGAUUGCUACACGUUUGAUCGAGAGAGUAUAUGUGAACGGACAGCCUAGCAAGUUCUGGCUCGCAUUCACAAAGAGAAAAUUCAUGGGCAAGACCUUGUGAGAAGUGCAUGUGGGGAUCAGUAGAUGGCAGGAUAGCUGCGAUGUUGUAAGGCAGUAUACUGUGGAAGUGUCUG
Molecule: messenger RNA, 628 nt
Organism: Meira miltonrushii
Lineage: Eukaryota; Fungi; Basidiomycota; Exobasidiomycetes; Exobasidiales; Brachybasidiaceae
Product: putative ARC18-subunit of the Arp2/3 complex
Exons: 3
Coding region: 1-555 (184 amino acids)
Biological process (GO): Arp2/3 complex-mediated actin nucleation; regulation of actin filament polymerization
Cellular component (GO): Arp2/3 protein complex; cytoskeleton
Molecular function (GO): actin filament binding
Source: RefSeq, a predicted model, not a curated record